Meleagris gallopavo (turkey) is the source of this 3909-nucleotide messenger RNA. Lineage: Eukaryota; Metazoa; Chordata; Aves; Galliformes; Phasianidae. The record is from RefSeq and is a predicted model, not a curated record.
CUAAUCCUCAGCAGUGCCCUAGUUCUGCAGAAAGGAAGGGUGCAGCCUUUGGGCUUGGGCAGCUGUGCAAGCUCCUGGCUUUCCAGGAAGAACGCAUCCUUUUCUCUGGCUGUGAGCACCCAAUGCCUUCACCUUUGCUUGAGAGAGGCUCUGGAGUGUGGAUUUUUCUCUUUCAACACUUCUCUGCCUCGACAAGCUGUGAAACAACCCGUGUCUGAUUUUCUUGCACUGUGCCAUCCAUUCAGUCCUGCUCAGCCCCACAUCUCACCUGCGUGGGAUCCACCAGCACCCUGCCACUGCUCCCUCCCAGUCCCUGCUGAGCAGCAGAAAGCCACUUGCAGUGCUUACACAACUUGUUUUGUCUGGCACCGUGCAUCAUGAGCUGUGCAGGGCCUCGUGUCUCCCUUUCAGUGUGGCCCUGCCAUUGCAUCUCAUUGCUCCUGCAGUCUGGGUGUCUUUGUGCGUAACCCCAGCAUGGCUGCAGCUCAGAGAUGCCCUACAUAAAUCCCAAGCACUUGUGUUCCUCAGCUGGCCAUAAUUCCCUGUUGAAGUCAGGACAUCGUCAGCAGUGGUAAUAAAAGAAAUUCGAGCUUGGACAAGUUUUCCCUGGCACCUUCUUUAGGCAAAUACUAUUAAACUAUUGAACCAUUCAGUGGCUGCUGGAUGGGGUUGAGCGGGAGAUUUGCCAAAGGAUGUUUUGUGGAUGAAACCUUUCUCGUCUAGAAGAAAAGAUGUAACAAAUGGUGAGGAUUUAGGAGUCUGUGCCCAUGCUGCUGUGCCCUCCUGGCUCUCCUGUGGCUUUUCUCAGCUUCCUCAGGUCCAGCUGCCAGCCAGCGCCAGCAGCCCUGCUCUUCCCCCAAAUGACCUUUUAAUUACAUAAUGACUUGCAAACAUUCAGCACCAACAACAUACCGAAAUAAUUGAAACAAUGUUUUUCCAGCCUGGAAAACAUGAGUCUGUAUCUCUAGCCCCUUAUUCAGCUCCAGCUGAAGGCACACAAGGUUCCGCAUCUUGGGUGAUGCUGGGAGAGCCCCAAAUGUUGAUGGUCUCAGCUCUCACUGCUGACCUCACUCCUGUCUUUCUGCUUCCUCCUUGCAGAUCGAGCGACAGCAUGGCUGCGACUGCUGCCGUCAGCCCCAGCGAAUACCUGCAGCCAGCUGCCUCCACUGCCCAGGACUCCCAGCCGUCUCCGCUCGCCCUCCUCGCAGCAACAUGUAGCAAAAUUGGUCCCCCAGCAGUGGAAGCCGCCGUGACUCCUCCUGCCCCUCCUCAGCCAACGCCUCGCAAACUUGUCCCCAUCAAACCUGCUCCUCUCCCUCUGGGCUCUGGUAAGAACAGCUUCGGGAUCCUGUCGUCGAAAGGGAAUCUCUUCCAGAUCCAGGGCUCCCAGGUUGGCACCUCCUACCCCGGGGGGCAGCUGGUUUUUGCCAUUCAGAACCCAACUGUCAUCAGCAAAGGGACUCGCUCGUCUGCAAACAUCCAGUACCAGACGGUGCCCCAGAUCCAGGCUGCAGGGGGACAGACCAUCCAAGUCCAGCCCAACCUCACCAACCAGAUCCAAAUUAUUCCAGGCACAAAUCAGGCCAUUCUCACCCCAUCCUCAUCCUCUCACAAGCCCGUGCCCAUCAAGCCAGCACCGGCACAGAAGAGUGGAGCUUCACCGGUGCAGGGCUCAAGCAACGUGGUCAAGUUAACCGGUGGCAGCAACGUGACUCUCACCCUGCCUGUGAACAACCUGGUGAACGCUGCAGAGUCAAGCACGCAGGCUCAGGUCAUUGCAGAGAGCCCCUCAAAGCCUGGCAAAAAGACUCGAAAGAAAGCCAUGUCACCCAGCCAGCCCUCCACCGUGGCUGUGGCUGAGCAGGUGGAGACGGUGUUGAUAGAGACGACGGCGGAGAACAUCAUCCAGGCAGGGAACAACCUGCUGAUCGUGCAGAGCCCAGGCUCUGGCCAGCCUGCCGUGGUGCAGCAGGUGCAGGUGGUGCAGCCCAAGCAGGAGUCACAGGUGGUGCAGAUCCCACAGCAGGCCCUGCGUGUGGUCCAGGCUGCCUCAGCCACGCUCCCCACCGUCCCCCAGAAGUCCUCCCAGAACAUCCAGAUCCAGACGACAGAGUCCACUCCUACGCAGGUCUAUUUCAAAACACCAUCGGGUGAACUGCAAACAGUGCUGCUCCAGGAAGCCCCGGCCGUGACGGUGGCUCCAUCCAGCACCUCCUGCAGCAGCCCCGUGUCCCGCAACUCUGGCACAGCAUCCAGCAGCAAGAAACCAACCGCACGCAAGGAGCGUCCGCUGCCAAAGAUCGCGCCUGCCGGAGGAGUCAUCAGCUUGAGUGCAGCCCAGCUGGCAGCUGCAGCACAGGCCAUGCAGACCAUCAACAUCAACGGAGUGCAGGUCCAGGGUGUGCCUGUCACCAUCACCAAUGCUGGAGGCCAGCAGCAGCUGACUGUGCAGAACGUCUCUGGCAACAAUCUGACCAUCAGUGGCCUGAGCCCAACCCAGAUCCAGCUCCAGAUGGAGCAAGCGCUGGCCGGGGAGAUGCAGCCGGGAGAAAAGCGACGGCGGAUGGCGUGCACCUGCCCCAACUGCAAGGAUGGGGAGAAGAGGCCGGGGGACCAAGGGAAGAAGAAGCACAUCUGCCACAUCCCCGAAUGCGGGCGGACCUUCCGCAAGACCUCGCUGCUGCGUGCUCACGUGCGCCUGCACACGGGUGAACGUCCUUUUGUCUGCAACUGGGUGUUCUGUGGGAAGCGCUUCACACGCAGCGAUGAGCUGCAGCGGCACGCGCGCACACACACAGGCGACAAGAGAUUCGAGUGCGCGCAGUGCCAGAAGCGCUUCAUGCGGAGCGACCACCUGACGAAGCACUAUAAAACCCACCUGAUCACCAAGAACUUGUAGGGCUGGGAGCCACGUCUUGAACAAAUCCCCCCCUUGAGGGAUCACGGUGAGGAUCCGCCAGGCGCCGACCUGUCACCCCACCGCCCUCACAGCACUCCAGUCUCCCCGGCCGCCCUUUGAGGGCAGCCGUGUCCCCUCCAGCACAGCCCUCGGGGACGUCCUCUGCCACCGUGUGGGCCUCACGCAGAAGCAGCCCUCGCAGAGGGGCCGAUCCCCUCGUGGAGCCGUGGGGCAAAGCACCCGGCAUGGCCCCGGCACAGCGGGCGUGCAGGGCUUGGCACACCAGGGGCUGCACCCUCCGAUGCGGGAGGGCCGAGAACGCCUCCACAGCACAUUCCUACUUUAUAUUUAAAAUCUAUAAAUAGUUAUAAAUAUCUAUAUAAACCCCUUUGGAAGGUCCCUUUUUUUCUAUGGAGAUCGUUGCCUUACGCUCCCCGUUCCCAAAUUACCAACACUGUGUAUGGUGAGUGCUUUUUUUCCCAUCUUUAUUUAAUUACUCCCUCCUCAGACCUGUCCUCCUCCUCUCCCAUUUCUUUUCCCCCUUUCUGCCCCUUUUUUCCCUCUUUCUGCCCCUUUUUUCCCCAUUUCUCUCCUUUUUCCCCCCUCUCCUGCGUUUCUUUUCCAGCAAUGAAGGUUUCUUUCACUCUGAUUUCUUUCUCACUCCUUUCUGUUUCCAAGUGACGUGGCGUUUCCCUUUCAAUCUUGGGACUUUAAUCUCCUUUAUGUGCUCCCCCCCACCCCGACUGUGUAUAGUGUACAUUGUAUCAUAGAUUAUAUUGCUUUUGUGUUUACUGCGUUUAAAAGAAAAACAAAACAAAACAAAACAUAUGGCUUGUUAUUUUUGAGCUUUUAAAUUAAAACAGAUCCACUUUAUUUUUUAGUUGUAACUGCCCACGGUUGUUUUCUGGAUUGUGACAGAUCUGUUCUAAUUACCUGUAACCGGUUGGCCGAUGUGGAGGCAGCCGGGAGCUUUUCUUGCUCAAUAAAUUUGGUCGCCAGAGGCAAACCCC